Molecule: messenger RNA, 1634 nt
Organism: Toxotes jaculatrix (banded archerfish)
Lineage: Eukaryota; Metazoa; Chordata; Actinopteri; Toxotidae
Gene: hibadhb
Product: 3-hydroxyisobutyrate dehydrogenase b
Exons: 8
Coding region: 26-1015 (329 amino acids)
Biological process (GO): L-valine catabolic process
Cellular component (GO): mitochondrion
Molecular function (GO): NADP binding; NAD binding; 3-hydroxyisobutyrate dehydrogenase activity
Source: RefSeq, a predicted model, not a curated record
CGCGUAAGGUCAAGAGGAAAGAAGCAUGGCCGCUGUGUUGAGAGGGUCUCGGUACCUAGUUGGAAGGGGCUGUAAGCAUGUUGACUUUGCACUUGUUUCCACAAGGUCUAUGGCCUCGAAGACACAGGUGGGGUUUAUUGGUCUGGGCAAUAUGGGAAACCCAAUGGCAAAGAACUUGCUGAAGCACGGAUACCCAGUCAUUGCUACAGAUGUGUUCCCGGAGUCUUGCAAAGAAGUGCAGGAGCUGGGUGCUCAGAUUGUGGAUAAUCCUGCUGAGGUAGCAGACAAGGCUGACCGCAUUAUCACCAUGCUCCCCUCUAGUCCCAAUGUCAGAGAUGUGUACACUGGAACCAACGGCAUUCUCAAAAAGGUAAAGAAAGGCUCCCUCCUCAUUGACUCCAGCACCAUCGACCCAGCUGUUUCAAAAGAGAUGGCGGCUGCUGCAGAGAAGAUGGGCGCAGUUUUCAUGGAUGCACCUGUAUCAGGAGGUGUGGGUGCCGCUAGUUCGGGUAAACUCACUUUUAUGGUCGGUGGAGCAGAGGAGGAAUUUACUGCAGCCAAAGAGCUCCUCAGCUGCAUGGGAGCCAAUGUGGUGUACUGUGGUCAAGUUGGAACUGGACAGGCUGCUAAAAUAUGUAACAACAUGCUUUUAGCCAUUGGAAUGAUCGGUACUUCAGAGACAAUGAACUUGGGAAUCAGACUUGGUCUUGAUCCCAAACUGUUGGCCAAAAUCCUGAACAUGAGUUCAGGCCGGUGCUGGUCUAGUGACACCUACAACCCUGUGCCUGGAGUCAUGGAGGGAGUCCCCUCGGGGAAUAACUACCAGGGAGGCUUUGGCACCCAGCUGAUGGCUAAGGACUUAGGCCUUGCACAGAACACAGCCACCAACACAAAGACCCCUGUUCCCCUCGGCUCCUUAGCCCAUCAGAUCUACCGUAUGAUGUGUGCUCGCGGUUAUGCCAAUAAAGAUUUCUCCUCCGUAUUCCAGUUCCUGCGUGAGGAGGAGGGCCAGUAAUGUCUGCCUCCACCCCGUCCAUAGCCUUGCCAGGCCUGGCCCUGCACAGGACUAACAUAGCUUAGUCAGGGUGCAUUUUGCCCCCAAGGACCUUUUUUUUUUUUUUGUUUGGUUUUUUUUUUUCAAAGUUGUGAAAGACAUGAAGCCCAGUAAGCUCCAUCACAGCUUGACAGAUCAUGUGAGCACUUCUCUACUAUUGGAAAUCAUGUUUCCUGUGUGAUCUAGCCUUUUUUUUUAAAUAAAGCACUCCUUUCAAUUUUAGAAGAAAGUGAAUUUUCACAUAUGCAGAUGUGGAUCCAGAAGAUUAGUAGAGUGUCAGGCAGUGGCAGCUCUGCACAUCACAUUACUUAAAAUGCAAAGAGUGUGUGGUGGGAAUCUGUGGUGUUAAGAAGGCAACUCAUUAGCUCUGUUUGUCAAAGCUAAACAUCUGCAAACAGUUUAGUCUCCACAUAUUUAUCUAUUGUUUGUGAUCAUUUCUUUAUGUUGCCGUAUUUUUUUUCCCUGUUCAUGGGGGUCAUUUCUCUUGACAUUGGAAAUGUUACUUUGGGAUAAGAGUGUGAUAUCAUAUCCUGUUAGGAAAUAAAGAGAAAUUGUGAAGUCUUAAACUUUGUGAAAAACU